CUGUCAAAGCCGUAUAGAUUGUUGUGGUGAUACUUUUUAUUAUAUUGCUUAACGUUUGUAGUUAUUUUAUUAUAUAAAGAACAUAUGGUUAAUACUUUACAUUGGUUCGUAACAAUAGAGUCUAAAUUUUAUUAUUAAUGCCUCAAACUGAAUAUUGGCCGUUUGGUAACUACAAGAAAGUCGAUGAGCCUAACUUCAAAGAAGAGUCCUCUGUUUUAAUCAUGUCUUUGUACCUAUGUGGACUGAGAAAGGCAUGUGUACCGUGGCAGGUCGACAAACGGUGAAAUUAUAUGACGAACUGUUUCAACAAUAUUUCUACCAGCGUAGCACCGGAUGUCUAUGACAAAGUUCCUCCCAGGCGAUAACUCCUGACCGACGCAGAAGAAGUCGUUCGAGACCACGGAAAUCCCGUGGCUAAGUAUCCAGAGAUUUUGAAGAUGCGUGAAGACCUGAUCCGGGCAAAAAACGCUGCCGACGAGGAAAGAACACAGCGAGAGAAAUACGAAGAGAAACUCAAAGACUUAGAGCGGAAACUAAAUGAUAUCUGCUCCGCCGAGUUAGUUGAAAAGGGCUCCCGGGAUUAUACCAAUCAAGACGUGGCAGUGAUGAAAACUCAAAUCCGGGACAUGAGAGAGGAAAUUGAGGAAUUGAGAUUUACCGUCAAUGAGAAAUCGGAACAAUUGCAGGAGUACAGAAUGAGGUACCUACAAGCCCAGCAACAGGUGGAAGAGGCGAAGCGACAGCGCGAACUAAUCGAGUUCGAUAACAAGCAAGUCACGGAUCAGAUACAUAUAGAAAUUCAAAAGAUGAAGUUGCAAUUCCAAGAGAAGCUGCAGGAGCUAGCGCAGCUGCCUGACCUCCUGAAGGGUGCCCAGAUCCAGUUGCAGGAGUCUAAACAGCUGCAGAAGCUGGCCGAGGAGAAUACGAUGCAGAUUUCCAACGAGCUGCAGCUCGUCAGGGAAAAGUUAGUCCACGCUGUAAAUAGUUUAAAUCAAGAGAAAGUUGAAAAAGACAAGUUGUUGGAGGAAAAUAAAAUUAUUAAAAUCGCACUUCUUGAAAAGGAUCACGAUAUUGAUGGAUUAUCUAAAGAGCUAGAUGACUAUAAGUCCAAAGCAUUUCGUUUCGAAGAGAAACUGACACAACAAGAGGUCAGAUAUAAAGAGAAGGCGGCGGAAUGUGCGCAAAUACUGAAAGACCUCGACGAGCUUCGCGCCGAGAGCUCGCGUUCGCUCACCAGGCUCAAGGAGCGCUCCGAGUCCAACAGGAGAUACAUGCAGGUUCAGAUAACUGAGCUGGAGAAGCAACUCGUGCAGAGCCGGGCUCAGUGUAGGGCUUCGCAGAAAGAACGGGAUGAUAUCCGCCAAAGGAUGCAAAUGCAGAUAAGCAGUUUGCAAGAAAACUUCGAACUGGUGGAGAUACGCUUGAGAGGCCUUCAAAACCAGGUCGGCUCCCUCAAGAACUCAUACUCGUAUAUUCUGACGGAUGAUAGUGAAGAUCUCACCACCAGCUUAGUUGAAUCUUAGCAUUGCUACCGUUUUACUGCCAUAGCCUUUUGGAUUAAGUCUAUUUACUAUUUCAAAAAAUAAUGAUAGUGCCUAUCGCAAAAGGCUAAAUCGCCUAUAACUAGCCAUUUCAGUUACAAAUAUUGUAUGCUGCGCUAAGAAUAUUUAUAAGUAUCAAGAUAUUUUGUCAAAUAUUUUUUUGCAGAAUUACUUAAAUCUACAAAGUGGCUAGUUAUUAUAAUGUACCUAAUGCUAAUGAGUAAUCUUGAUGUUUAGCCCUAAUUCACUGGUACCGAAUUUUAUAAGGGCAUAAAUAGUGAUUUGUCAUCAAUCACGUGAUGUUUUCGUACAAAUCUACUUAUUGUUUUGUUUUCUUGUACCUACUUAUUUUUUAAAUCGUAUAAUAACGAUGUAUUGAUAAUGAUUUAUCCUGUUAGUAAAAAAAUAAAUGUGAAAUGUUAUCAAUAA
Molecule: messenger RNA, 1970 nt
Organism: Cydia pomonella (codling moth)
Lineage: Eukaryota; Metazoa; Arthropoda; Insecta; Lepidoptera; Tortricidae
Product: myosin heavy chain, cardiac muscle isoform-like
Exons: 10
Coding region: 438-1523 (361 amino acids)
Biological process (GO): regulation of cilium assembly
Cellular component (GO): centrosome
Source: RefSeq, a predicted model, not a curated record